AUGGCAAAGGAAGCCCGUGAGAGUGAGGGAAAGAAGCUGAAAAACAAUGGUAUGAAUUCAUAUUUGGAAAAAGCUGGGGGAGGUGAUGCUGAUGAAGAUGCCAAUUCUAGUAUAAGAAGUGGAAUCCAAGAAGAGGUUGAUGCACGGUUGCUUAAGUUGCAGAAGAGGUUGAAUGCUACACGGGAGAAGUCCCCUUUACCGUUAGUUAGUCAUUUGAACAAGUUUUUCAAGAUUGAAAACAGGGUGAAUGGGAAUCAUUCAGAUGUAGCAGAGUUAAAUAGAACAUUGAUGUUUAAGAAAAAGAAGAAAUUUCGAAAUGCUCCCUCUAUGCCAAGAAAUGAUCCAAAAUGGUUUCAGCCUUUAGAAAAUAGUGAUAUAUCCAAGGAGAAAAAAAGUAUUUCAUCCAUUGUAGAUAGGAUAGUGGACCUGCCUGCUGGCAAUUCACAACAAAAUGAUUCCUCAUCUUUGGAGGAGGAUUGUGGAAGAAAUGCACUUAGUAAAGAAUCAAGCUUAUUACAAAAUCAUGGAAAGAAGUUGGAGAAAGGAAUAGAGGGAAAGAAAAUUGGAGGCAUUGUGAAUCUUGAGUUUGGGACUGAGGUGAAAGAGUUAUCGUCUAGUUUUCCUGGUUCUCUUACUAUCGAGCCAAUACUUAAGAGAGGUUCUAACCAUGAAGGACAAAGUGGACUAUACACCUUAAAGACCAGUUCUCAUGAAUCAGACCCAAUUGACUCAUCUUGCCCUGUUGCUUUUGAGGACCGUGAACUUCAUGAGGCAGUGGAUCCAACGUUUUUCAGCUUUUUGCUUCAGCCUUCGAGUGCUGAUUUAGAUCCACAGUACACUGGAAUUCAUCAUCUUUUUCUCUACCGGAAGGCCAAGUCUGGUGUUCAUCGCUGGAAGGAUUGGAGAUGCAAUGGAAAAGGCUAUGUUGCUUAUUGGAAUUACAUUCGCAGGCCAAGGAAUUGGGAAAAGUUUCUUGGAAUAGGCCCUAGACCAAACACUUUCAGUUCUUCAGAGUUACAAACCGCAACAGAAGACUUCAAUCCUGCAAAUAAGCUAGGGGAGGGUGGAUUUUGGCCUGUGUACAAGGGCGCUCUUAAUGAUUGGAGGGUAGUAGCUGUAAAGCAACUUUCAGUAGCAUCUCAACAAGGGAAGAGUCAAUUUGUGGCAGCGAUUGCUGCCAUAUCUGCAGUGCAGCACCGCAACCUUGUGAAGUUGUAUGGGUGCUAUAUUGAAGGAAAUAGACGGCUCCUUGUUUACGAACAUCUUGAAAACAAGAGCUUAGAUCAGGCUCUCUUUGGCAAAAAUGAUUUGUAUCUUGAUUGGUCAAUCCGCUUCAAUAUAUGCUUAGGAACAGCUAGAGGGUUGGCUUAUCUUCAUGAAGACUCAAGGCCAAGGACUGUACACAGGGAUGUUAAGGCUAGUAACAUUCUCCUUGAUGCAAAGCUCUGCCCAAAAAUAUCAGAUUUUGGACUGGCAAAGCUGUAUGAUGACAAGAAAACACACAUCAGCAGCCGAGUUGCAGGCACAAUUGGCUACCUAGCACCAGCGUAUGCAAUGCGAGGGCAUCUGACAGAAAAAGCUGAUGCCUUUGGAUUCGGUGUUGUUGCUCUAGAGAUCCUCAGUGGGAGGCCAAACUCUGAUAACAGCUUGGAUACUGAAAAAAUAUAUGGAAUGGGCAUGGACUCUACAUGAAAAUAACCGAAGCUUGGAGCUGGAUCCAACAUUGACAGCAUUUGAUGAAACCGAAGCCAGUCGAAUCAUAGGAGUGGCUCUCUUGUGCACCCAGGCAUCACCAAUGCUGCGGCCAACAAUGUCACGUGUUGCAGCAAUGAUUGCAGGAGACAUUGAUGUAGGCAUAGUUACAGCAAAACCCAGUUACAUAACAAACAGAUUUUUGAACGAAGAUAGUGAGGCAUCCAUAGCAUCUAAGAGCCAGAAGCAUGAUAAUACAACUGAUCAGAUUCCUUCCCCUGUUAAUCCCAAUGAAUCAAUGCUCCAUGAGAUCACUGGAGAAGGAAGGUGAUUUGGUUCCGCCACUGCGGUAACAUUGUACCACUGUCAUUGCAGCUCCAUUAAUCUUCUUAUAAGGUUCCUUUCUUCUAUCAGUACUUGGUACUUCUUGUUUUGCAGACAGUGACAUGUACAUAGAGUGAGAUACCAGAGAGAGUGUUGGACGCAUUUUCCAGUUCCUGACAACUGCAGGAUUUUAAUGUUCGAACACCAUCAUACUUGAAUGUAUUAUAUGCCAAUUUCAUAUUA
This is a messenger RNA of Vitis riparia (riverbank grape), 2259 nucleotides long. Its product is annotated as MAP kinase kinase kinase mkh1-like. The transcript is spliced from 9 exons. The record is from RefSeq and is a predicted model, not a curated record. The coding region runs from base 1 to 1692 and encodes 563 amino acids. Gene Ontology annotation, molecular function: ATP binding; protein kinase activity. Lineage: Eukaryota; Viridiplantae; Streptophyta; Magnoliopsida; Vitales; Vitaceae. Gene Ontology annotation, biological process: protein phosphorylation.